Molecule: messenger RNA, 450 nt
Organism: Zygosaccharomyces rouxii
Lineage: Eukaryota; Fungi; Ascomycota; Saccharomycetes; Saccharomycetales; Saccharomycetaceae
Exons: 1
Coding region: 1-450 (149 amino acids)
Source: RefSeq, a predicted model, not a curated record
AUGCCAGAGGACAAAACGGUUUCAAAACCUGUGCCGGCACUCCAGACCCACGCCAAGAGACUCUGUAACAUUGCUACUAAAUCCUCUGAAAUCAAGUGGACUUCAGAGGAUAAUUUUAAGUUACAAUCGUUAGAUGCACAAUUGGUAAAGUUAUUGAGUGAGUACGAAUCACUUCUCAAUGACAAGAAUAGGUCGAUUAUCGCUGCUGGCAGAGUUGAGAAGCCUUCAUUUUCACGCUCCAGCUUCUAUCAUAGGGAACAACCUUGGGAUAAAAGCCAUUCAUUUCGCUUAGCACCACCACCAGUGACCAACAACAGUAGUAGAACAAAGGCCUCUCAAAGAUCACAACAAGCAGAUGCCAGACUCUUGCUAAGUAACUUACCGUUGUUGCAGAACUUGAAAAAUCUGCAACAUCUCAAUAAUAACGCCAACAGGCGUGAUGGACGAUGA